Messenger RNA from Carassius auratus (goldfish), 606 nucleotides. Its product is annotated as cystatin-B-like. Gene Ontology annotation, molecular function: cysteine-type endopeptidase inhibitor activity. The coding region runs from base 197 to 511 and encodes 104 amino acids. Gene Ontology annotation, cellular component: cytosol. NCBI's taxonomy places the organism in Eukaryota, Metazoa, Chordata, Actinopteri, Cypriniformes, Cyprinidae. The record is from RefSeq and is a predicted model, not a curated record. The transcript has 3 exons.
CAAACCUCGUAAUAAAGGAAUACUGAAAACACACCUUUGAAACCAUUUAUAUUGUGUUAUACAUGUCUGACAACACCUCCCACAAUUGAUCAGGUCAUGUGAUCUUAACUUCAAAAGUGCAACACUGUUGUUCUGGGAGUCGGACUGACUGAUUAACUCUCCUCUUCUCUUCACUGAUCAUCAGCACACUGCAGUAAUGUCAAUGUGUGGAGCCUGGAGUCCAGUGAAACCGGUCACUCUAGAGGUGAUAAAGAUUUGCCUUGAGAUGAGGAAAAAGAUUGAGGACAAUGUUGAGAAUGGAAAUGAUUCAAAGGUUUACAUUCCUUCGGUCUAUUCUUAUCAGAUUUUGAAUGGAACAAACUAUGUGGUCAAGGUGUUUCUUGGUGGAAGGGAUGAUGGAGUGUGUGUUCAUGCGAAGAUACAUCAGGCUCUUCCCUGUAAUGAUGGAAAACUGACACUGUCUCGAUUCCAGUUUCCUAAAACCUUCGAUGAACCUCUGGAACCCUUCUGAACACAUCUAACCAAAUACAGAAACAGACUUGUCAAAUUCAACGAGCUGUAGAGGAACUGUUGAAAUUCUUCAAUAUUAAACUCUGUAUUCAAACA